UCAUUCAAAUAGUGAGCUGGUCGCUGGGUCAAGUUUACUCUUCUGAGGAGCUCCAUGAGCGUCUGGAUCUGAGCUCAGGGUCUGAUUGAUCACAGAUCGGCAGUGUGUGUGUGUGUGUGUGUGUCACGAGGAGACUUUAUUGACACCUGCACCAUGAGGAAGGGCUCCUGCUGCAUGUUCACGUCUGGAGUCGUCGGCGCUGUUCUCCUGAUCACGGGAAUCGGCUUGUUUGUGUCCGGACUCUUCCAGACCUUGAUCCACAAAAAGCUGAAGGGGGAGAUCACGCUGACGGAGGGCAGUAAGGUUUUCGCCUCGUGGAAGAAUCCUCCGCCUCCGGUCUACAUUCAGUUCUACUUCUUCAACGUCACCAACCCCGAAGAGUUCGCCAAAGGAGAAGCCAAACCUCGUCUUACUGAAAUGGGGCCGUACACCUUCAGACAGUACAGACCCAAAAAGAACGUGACUUUUGUGGACAACGGGACGAAGGUCUCAGCUUACACCGUCAAGAGUUUCGUCUUUUUACCUGAGAAAUCAGUAGGAGACCCCAAAGAAGACAUGGUGACGACUGUGAACAUCCCGCCGUGGUGAGUGUGUGCCGUGAUGAAUCGUCUGAAAGGUGUGAGUUUCUGGGUAGCGUCUGGUAUCUCUAUGUACAUGGGCUCUCUCGGCACGACUCUGUUCAUGACACACACCGUGGAGGAGCUGCUCUGGGGCUUCAAGGACCCGCUGCUCACACGACUGAAAACCAUAAAACCAGAAACAGAUGAGUACUUCGGACUCAUGCUGAACAAAAACGGCAGCGAUGACGGCGAGUUUGUGUAUCACACCGGAGAGCAGAACUACCUGGACUUCGGCCGCAUUUACACCUGGAAGGGAGAAAAGAUGCUGUCCUACUGGAAAACCAACCAGAGUAACAUGAUCAACGGCAGCGACGGCAGCGCCUUCCAUCCGUUCCUGACCAAAGAAGAGCGCGUGAACGUCUUCUCCGACCUCUGCAGGUCCAUCCACAUGCGCUUCGAGAAGGAGGUGGAGGUGAAGGGUCUCCCGGCGUACCGCUUCACGCCGCCCCGGGCGGUGCUGGCCAGCGGCAAGAACAACCCCGAGAACGAGGGCUUCUGCCUGAACCCGAAGAACUGCUUCGACGACGGCGUGGUGGACGUGUCUGUGUGUCGGAAAGGUGCUCCUGUGGUCGUGUCGUUCCCUCACUUUCAUCUGGGCGCCGAGAAGUACAUCAAAGCCAUCGAUGGCAUUUCUCCUGUGCACGAGCAGCACCAGACAUUUCUGGAUCUGAACCCUACUAUGGGAGUGCCUGUUCGUGCCAUGAAACGAGCCCAGAUCAACAUUCAUCUUGAGAGAGUGAGCGGCUUUCCUUUGACCAGGAAUCUCAACGGCACCAUUUUUCCCAUUGUGUUUCUGAAUGAGUCGGUGGUGAUUGACGAUGCUUCGGCCGCAAGGAUUCAGAAGCUGCUGCAGAUCGUGACUCUGGUCUCUCAUUUCCCGCUCAUUCUUGUGGGUCUGGGAGUCAUUCUGCUGCUCAUCUGCAUCAUCCUCGUCAUCCGCUUCUAUCAGAACAAGACUGAAGUGAAGCGCUUUGAUUUCGCCGAGGCUUUCCGCCGUUCUCCUCCGUCUGCGAAGAAAGACACGUCAUACGUUCCUGUGAGCGGCAAAGUGGACGAUCAAGACGAGAAAAACGGCACUUAUAUCGGCAUGACGCCCGUGGACAAGUCUUAAACAGCUGUGUGUGUGUGUGUGAGUGUGUGUGUGUGUGUGUGUGUGUGUCUCACAGAUGCUGUCACUCUCAGUAGAGCGGUGUGUGUGUGUGUCAGUCGUAAUGAUUCACACACUGGCUCCUCCUCAGGACUCGUGCCGUCUGAUGAAAGACUGAAGAACACACACACUUCAGGCUCAAUCAGACUCGGUUUCCGUUCAUAUUUAAGCACUUUGAGUGACAUUAAAGCUGCUGUCGGUGAUUGUUUAGGAGCUUCACGCGUGUUAGAGAUCAUUUCACACUCGAAUCUGACCCCUGCGUCCGAUCCCUUCACGUGUUUGAAUCCAAUGUGAAAUCUGGCUUACGUCGUUUUAACAUAUAAACUUAAUGCGAUGCAUACGUAACGGUUUUUAAAAAAACGCCAUAGUAAUAAUUCAUUAUCUGCAUUUAUUUGAUUUUGCUUUAAGUAAUCAUAAUUACUAAAUUACAUUUAUUCAGUUCAAAUGUGACUAUAGCUGCGGAACAAGCCAUGGUCGAUUAGGUCAAAUGCACAAGAUUUAAACAAGCUGGAUUUAUAGAUGUUAAAUAUAUAAAGCUGGUUAUUUGUGCAUUUAGAACACCUUCUGUUUAUUAGUGUUAUCGCAUAAGAUGGACAAACGUGUAUCAUUUUAAGUUUUGGUAAAACUGGGUAAUUCAAAUUUUAAAUGCAAAUUGUAUAAAUUGUAAAAUUGUAUUAAUUUUAGGGCUGUUUUUAGCCAAUCAGAAACGCUGUCAGUCAUUUUGCAUGGAUUGGUGGGCGGGGUUUGAUGCAGGGGCUGUCUUAGUGGGUGGAGUUUAGCGUAAAAGGUGUGUGUGUCUUUUAGUGUGUGUGUCUGUGUGUGUGUGUGUGUGUCACUGGGCGGAGUUUGACAGAGGGCGCGCGUCCUAUUGGGUGGAGUUUCUCAAAUGGGGUCAUGCAUGUCAUUUAGUGGGCGGGGUUUCGCACAGAAGGCUUGUUUUUUAGUGGCCGUGGUCAACGUGUGUGCGCUCCUGAAAUCACUCGCAGCACCUUUAACAACCAGACACCUCGUAAAAGGCCAAACAAAACCACUUCAUAUUCGUUUUACCAAAUGGUCCGUUCACGCAGGACGCGCUCCUGUAUUUAAACACCUGAAGAGUUAACGUCCUGAGUGAACGGCCCACACGUGCCUUUAGUCACGAAACAUUGCCUUGUUUUAUUUCAGUCGAGAGCUGACAUCACGACACUGUGCCUUGAUUUCAAAAUCGUAAAAUACUGAAGUUGAGAUUUAAUAAUUCAGUAUUUGUUGAUCUAAUGUUGGGGAACAUAUACACUACCAGUCAAAAGUUAUUAGUCUCACUAAGUGUGCAUUUAUUUGAUCCAAAGUACAGCAGAAAAAUAAAUAUUUGUAUGAUUUGAAAUCAUAAAAUCUUCUAAUAAUUUAUUAUUAUUAUUAUGAAGAAUAUGUUGAAAACAGUGGAAUUCAGAAGAACGGCAUUUAUCUAAAAUAGAAUUUGUAACAUGAAUGUCUCUAUCAUUGGUUUAAUAAUAAUAAUAAUUAUUAUUAUGAUGUUUUCUGAGCAGCAAAACAGAAUAUUAGAAUGAUUUGUGAGGGUUUAUGUGACAAUGAAUGAACUCGUUUUUGAAAUCACAGGAAUAAAUGACAUUAUAUUUAAAAUAUAUUCAAAGAGACAUUAUUGGAUCGAAUAAAUGCAGGCUUUAAAAAGCAUGAAAAAUCAAAGUGUUCAGAAAUGUUUGUCUGGGAGUAAUCUGUAGAUAUGAUCUUUGACCCUUAAACACUGAACGCAGACGCAGAUCCUCUUCUUAGUAUUAUUAGAUUACGGGAUUGCAAUGAGAUUGCAGUUCUUUUAGUGUUACUGAACUAAUAUUUCAGGAGGUUUUCUGGAAUACGAGCAGAAGUAUUUUCAGUUUGUAUAUUUUCGCGGACAGGAUCACACUCUUGUUUUGACAUGUUACUGUUUAAUGUGUUUGUACUGGCUUUUCUUAAACUAGACGCUUCGGUGCAUAACGUAAUAACCCCUUAUCAUAACUCAAGUAUUAUCGUAUUGCACUAAAAUACACGAUAUUAAACAUAAUUCUGAUGCUGCACGUUUUAACGCACUGUGUUUUUUUUGGAGACGGUCACUGGUUUCGAACUCUGAGCCAUUUUAUUUGAAUUUUAUGAUUUCUUUAAUGUUGCUGUAUUGAUGUGCCACACGCGAUUGAGAUCAAUGGAAUAUUGCACUCGGUAAGUUUGAUUCGCUCGGAUGUCGAUGGGAAAACAAAAGAUGUUUGAGUUGAAAUGACAGUAUUUGAGACUGAAUGUAAUGCGGUUUAAAAGCCUUUGGUGUUAAAUGAUGCAGAAACUCGCCUUCAUCAGUGAAUAAACUACAAAACUCAGUGGCCUUCCGUCUUUCAACACAGACUGUUUAAUGUCUUCUGCAUCUCUUAGAUUUCUAUAUUCAGACUGCACAAAUAAUUGUACAGUUUUGUAUAUAAAUGAUGCUUUUUUUUCUCCUGUGGAUUUAUAAGAAAAUACAAUAAAAAGUCUUUUUGAAAGGCA
Puntigrus tetrazona (Sumatra barb) is the source of this 4269-nucleotide messenger RNA. It is a transcript of the gene scarb2b, whose product is annotated as scavenger receptor class B, member 2b. Gene Ontology annotation, biological process: protein targeting to lysosome; receptor-mediated endocytosis. The record is from RefSeq and is a predicted model, not a curated record. Gene Ontology annotation, molecular function: scavenger receptor activity. Gene Ontology annotation, cellular component: lysosome; membrane; cytoplasm. NCBI's taxonomy places the organism in Eukaryota, Metazoa, Chordata, Actinopteri, Cypriniformes, Cyprinidae.